Molecule: messenger RNA, 1047 nt
Organism: Coregonus clupeaformis (lake whitefish)
Lineage: Eukaryota; Metazoa; Chordata; Actinopteri; Salmoniformes; Salmonidae
Gene: ybey
Product: ybeY metalloendoribonuclease
Exons: 4
Coding region: 362-868 (168 amino acids)
Biological process (GO): rRNA processing
Molecular function (GO): metalloendopeptidase activity
Source: RefSeq, a predicted model, not a curated record
UCUACCCCGGGAAGGAUCCGUAUGAGAAGAAUGCUAGCUAGCUAGAAUGUUGCAAUUCUUUUUUCAAGCAAUAUUAUAUUUUUUCUAUAUAAUAAUAUAUUCGAUUUUUAUCACUACAUCAGCUCUAGAGGACCUUGUAGAAUAGUACAUAUUUGCAUUCAUAAUCUGAAAUAAGAAGGCCUUCUACAACUGGAACGACUGAGUCACCUUGAUUGAACCAACGAGCAUUCGCCGGCUAACAACACGCUAGCUACCUAGGCUAUCUGUUUAUUGUAUGUAGCCAUUCGCAAUAUUUACGACUACUUGAUAAAAAAAUUAUUUCCCUCAGACUUUUUGUAACGUUAGUGACUGGCGUUUUGAAAUGGGUGUAGUUCUACGGAAUCUCCAGAACGUGGUGCCGCUGCGACGCGCGAGGCUACGGAAGGACGUGGAGACGUUGAGGCACAUAUUGGGCAUCCAAAAAUUUGAUUUGGGAGUCAUUUGCGUGGACAACCGCAAGAUUCAACGGAUCAAUAACAUUUAUAGGAAAAAGAAUAUGCCCACGGAUGUCCUCUCAUUUCCAUUCUAUGAGGAACUGAGGCCUGGGAAGCUGCCUUGCCCCCUUUACAGAGAUGAACUGAACCUUGGAGACAUUUUCUUGGGGGUUGAAUACCUGAUGAAACAGUGCCAGCAGGAGUCUCAGGAUCUUCAUGGAACUCUCACAUCAGUCACUGCUCAUGGAAUCUGUCACUUGUUGGGUUACAGACAUGAAACUGAGGAGGAGUGGAAAGAGAUGCUGCAGAAGGAAAGCUACAUUCUUAAUGAGUUCAACAGAUUCACUGGCAGACAGCUGGUGCCUCUGACCAAGAAAUGUAGCCAAGACGAGUGACCACCAAGAAGAACCACCUGCAAUGGAAGGACUUUGAAAUGAAUGGACUUAGCAUUGAAUGGAUUUGGAAACUUGCAUAGAGGACUCCUUGACCAUGAAUGAACUGCCUCUUUCCAAGUGAUAGCCACAGACCAUGUCAGCCUUCUUGUGAUUGUUGAUGAGCUUUUACCUAUGGAACU